AUGACCGGCUCAAGGUUUUUGGUGGCUUCGCUCAUGCCAGCAUGGCUGGUAGCCUCGGUGAUCAACGCCGUCAUCACCGAGAUGAUUUUCCAGUUGAAAGUACUGGAGGUCGCUGGUGCCAUAGGCGCACGGGGCGCACGGGGUGGGGUCGUUCUGGGGGCGCUCUGGAACCAGGGUUGGUGA
Molecule: messenger RNA, 183 nt
Organism: Cladocopium goreaui
Lineage: Eukaryota; Dinophyceae; Suessiales; Symbiodiniaceae
Source: the annotation of a GenBank genome assembly